CCUGCACUGGAUAAGUGACUGGAAGACGAAUCACAACAUCAUAAGAAUAAUAGCUAUGAUUAAGUGUUGACUCUGGAUUGUCUUUUUACAAAACGUGCCGUUUAAUACAUUUUUCCCCUAAAACUUAUGAUCUAUCAUCUCCACGUGGUAGGCAGCCUGCUCCUCCUGUAAUGUCGUUAACGUCGUGUGUCACCGUUCGGUGCAUGGUACCGCGUUAUUCCCACGGAGGAAGGUACGCCACACGGGAACAGAUGAGGCGUUAGCGGGCGAAUGAUGCUCCGCUGAUGUGCAGCGCUGGACCACGUCUGUCUACCUCUGCCCAGAUCACAGCAUCUCUCUCCGUAUCUGUCUAAAUGGGCUGUAGGCGCUUGUCACUGCAGCGGUGAGCUGGCGGGGCGGACCUCCUUUUUUCCUUUUCUCUCCUUUUUUUUAAAGGAAAACGUAGCAUUAUACGCAAGUCGCAGCAAGAAUCGUUCCGUGUACCCCAUCUGGAAGAGGGGAUUCUGCUCUCCCCGCGGUUUUCUUUGCUCAUGACUCGCUCGUGGAAAUUCUUUCUUACGUCUUUUAGACACAGCUGGUUCGGUCGGACUUGACAGCUCGUUUACAGCCACUUGUGUCCGGCUGACACGGACCGGGAGCUGAGUCCUCCGCUUUCAGCAGCCCACACCCCGUCUGCUUUGGAUGGGAGGCAAGCAGAGCACUACAGGGCGACCCCGGGGCGCGUUUCCCGCUGUCUCCACGGACGAUAACGUGGUGCCGCCCACGGCCCGCUUCGGGCACCAUCGACCGGGCAGCUCCAUGGGACAGCGCAGUCGCUCGGCGAGCUCCGUGGCCGGGAUCGGUGCCGAUCACGGCGGGACCGUACCUUUUGGUGGAGCCGGGGAUGUGGAUGGGGGACCGGGGACUCACAGUAACGGCUAUCGGGGUUCGGGCGGUGGACGUCGCACGGGAAGCAUGCUGUGCUUGGGAGCCCGGGGGACGCUGUCCGCCCCCCUGCCUCUGCACCGGGCGCCCCGGUGGCUGAGCGCCCAUAACGGUUUUAAGUGUCCAAUCUGCUCCAAGUCCGUGGCGUCUACUGAGAUGGAAGUACACUUCAUCAUGUGCCUGAGCAAGCCCCGCCUCUCCUAUAACGAUGACGUGUUGGUGAAGGACUCGGGAGAGUGUGUCAUCUGUCUGGAAGAGCUACAGCAGGGAGACUCCAUUGCUAGACUGCCGUGCCUCUGUAUUUACCACAAAAGCUGCAUCGACUCCUGGUUUGAGAUCAGCCGCUCCUGUCCUGAGCACCCGGCAGACUGAGCCACCUGGACUGGUGCUGACUGUUCCUACUCCCUUCAUGGACAUCUCUCCUUAAAACCUGAUACACCCAACGUCACUUCAUCAGUGAAACCCCCAAGGACUCCUGCGGGUGCCCUGGUACCCGUGCAGUCGCCGGGCGCUCCCUCCCUCUCCCCUUAUCCUGCGGUCACUCUGACAGAGAGUGCCCACAGGCUGUGGCGUGUGCUGUGCACCACCCCCAGGAGUGCCUCCAGAGGAGUAGGCCUGGGAUGUGUGUGGUCAUCCAGGCACGUCGUGGACAAGCUGGAGAGGUCUGCGGCCAGAGCUCAACGCUGAACAGUGUGUUGACCCGUCUUUGAAACGUUUACAGAUAAGAUGUUUGUUCCUGUGAUUUGGGAUGUUUGUCUCUUAUGCUGAUGUUUACAGGUCAUUGUAAUUCAAAUAUAU
Molecule: messenger RNA, 1722 nt
Organism: Paramormyrops kingsleyae
Lineage: Eukaryota; Metazoa; Chordata; Actinopteri; Osteoglossiformes; Mormyridae
Product: E3 ubiquitin-protein ligase znrf1-like
Biological process (GO): protein K48-linked ubiquitination; proteasome-mediated ubiquitin-dependent protein catabolic process
Cellular component (GO): membrane; cytoplasm; intracellular membrane-bounded organelle
Molecular function (GO): ubiquitin protein ligase activity
Source: RefSeq, a predicted model, not a curated record